Messenger RNA from Strongylocentrotus purpuratus (purple sea urchin), 2199 nucleotides. RefSeq lists its product as uncharacterized. The record is from RefSeq and is a predicted model, not a curated record. Bases 259 to 1872 code for a protein of 537 amino acids. Gene Ontology annotation, molecular function: transmembrane transporter activity. The transcript is spliced from 11 exons. Gene Ontology annotation, biological process: transmembrane transport. NCBI's taxonomy places the organism in Eukaryota, Metazoa, Echinodermata, Echinoidea, Camarodonta, Strongylocentrotidae.
UACCCCUUAGAAGUUACCUGGGACGUGUAAUGUGAAUAUGAAUAUUGUUAGGCCAAGCUCAGCUCACCAACCUUGAAUCAAAGGCUUGGCUCUCCCUAUUCGCGGGGGAGUGUGAUUGUAUGUGGAUUAUGUGGUAGCCGAGACAGGUUAAUGGUUUGGUCCGUUGUGAGUAGUUCCUGGACCUCGUUCAAAGACGGACCGUAGAAUUGGACUGGACUAUAUAUUGACCAGUGUGGACUGUAGGACAAGCUAGGACCAAUGGGGACUGAGUGGAAGCCAGCUUAUCGGAGUUGUAGGGGCAUCCUGGCGAUCACUGGGGCGGUGCUCAUUCUUCUCGCACUGGGCUCAAUCUAUUCGUUCGGUAAUAUGGUGCCAUAUAUUGUGUCUUAUGUUAGAUACAGAGGGGACGACCCCCACAUUACGUAUCAGACGGCGUCAUUGAUUCUGGCAGCAGCCAUUCUCGGACAGGGCCUCGCAAUGGGGGUUGGAGGAUAUUUGGAAAAGAAGCUUGGAGUAAGACUGGCCACUUUCAUCGGGUGUGUUGUUUUCAAUAUAGCAGUGUUCGCUUCAGCAUGGGCGGUUAAAGUUUCGUUUUACUUCUUACUCUUCACCUAUGGAUUCUUGUUCGGGAUUGGGAUCGGCCUGACCUACCUCCCUCCACUGGUCUGUGUCAUGAAGUGGAUGCCCCAGCGGAAGGGCGUGGUCAAUGGUUUACUCCUGGCUGGAUUCGGAGCCGGUCCCUUGGUAUUCAACAUCGUCCAGACUCUCUUCAUCAACCCUCAUAACCUAGAACCUGACAUCAAUACAAACGAAAUGGGCGCAGAACAAUGGUAUUACUCCCAGAAGGUGGUCCUUGAUCGCGUCCCGUUCGCUUUCAUCCAGCAAGGCAUCAUCUUCUCCGUCGUGCAGAUCAUUGGCAUCAUGCUUCUCGGUGACCCCCCGACCCUUGUAAAGAGGUCAAGAAGAUACGCCAUCAGACGUAAGGAGAAAAAGAUCACCGAGAAAUCGGGUAUCAUAAUGAAUGAGCGCCCUCUGUCGAGUACCGGAAACGAUGUUAACGGAUCCGCGAUCGCUGAGGGCGCUACCGGAAGCAUUAACGAUGAACAGCCUGCCACAGGUGCGCAGAGAGUCGAUCCUUGGGCCAACGAAGCGGGGCGCAGUAUUCCUGAGACAACCGAUAAAGACACGUCCCUUCCGAUCAACACGGCGUCCACGCCGACGUCGAGUUCAUCAGCUGAAUCAAUGGGCGACCGGGACCCUCGAUGGUCAGGGAGGACGCUGUCGACUUUAGAGAUGUUCAAAGAUCCGUUCUUCUGGCAACUGACAGUGGCGAUGUUCAUGGAUUCCUUUGUCAUUCUCUACUUAACGACCUUAUACAAGGUAUUCGGACAGACUUUCAUACAUGACGACCUGUUUCUAGCUGCUACCGGAGCAUGUGCUUCUGUAUUUAACGCGCUGAGUAGAAUCUUCUGGGGACAUAUUGCUGAUAGAUUUUCCUGCAAGGUCUCUUUCAUGACGACGUCUGCUAUAAUGGCCGCCCUCACUUUCACAUUCGGACUUAGUUUCUAUGGCAACAAGGUUAUGUUCUUCAUCUGGGUGGUUGGCAUAUUCUUCUCGAUAGGUGGCGUCUUUUCAACUGCUCCAACGGCUACAUCAAGAGCUUUCGGAUCUGACUUUGUCGGAGUCAACUACGGGUUCAUUUUCCUGUUCGGUGUCAGCAUACCGUCCAUCGUUGCUGCCUGCACCCAGCAGCUUGUUCUUCACUUCUUACCCUGGGAUAUCCUCUUCAUCGUGGUAGGAAUAUUUCCGGUAGUAGGUAUGAUCACCGCCAUGUUCUUCAAUCUCAAGACGCCCAAUGGUGUUGACAUAUAACAAGACGAUCUGCUCCUUCUUCUACGAUGUCAUUCACGAAGUGCACCAACUUCAUGUGUUUAAACAAACAAUCGCAAAGGCUUUCGCAAAAUCAGCCGAACACAAUUUCAAUACCCUUGUCCCUCCAAUCCAUGAUAUGUGCCAGCAUUAUGGUGACAUGUUAAUCCGAACAUGAUUCUUUAGGCAGUACAAUAUAGGGUAUUGAAAUUGACCUUGAGUUGAUUUUACAAGCGAUCGUGUUCAAAAGAAGUUUGAGCACAUGGCUCUUUCUAAAUUAAAGAUAAACUUGAGUUCUGGUUAAAAAAGAAAAUUAAUUCUCACAGAAUC